Mycosarcoma maydis (corn smut) is the source of this 5832-nucleotide messenger RNA. RefSeq lists its product as uncharacterized. Gene Ontology annotation, molecular function: ATP binding; chromatin binding; histone binding. Lineage: Eukaryota; Fungi; Basidiomycota; Ustilaginomycetes; Ustilaginales. The transcript is spliced from 2 exons. The coding region runs from base 1 to 5832 and encodes 1943 amino acids. The record is from RefSeq and is a predicted model, not a curated record. Gene Ontology annotation, biological process: positive regulation of transcription by RNA polymerase II. Gene Ontology annotation, cellular component: nucleus.
AUGUCCGGUGGUCCGCAGCACUCUUUUCCGUUUCAUUCUCAGAGUAGUAAUCAGCACGACGCUUCCUACCCUUCUUUUUCGCCCACUUCCCCAAAUCAGUCGCCUUCGGUCUACCCACAGCAUCCCGGCGCCUAUCCUCACCAUCCUCACCACACCAACGCUUUUCCUCAUUCAACUAUCGACAAUCACUUUGCGUCUGCGCAGCCUUCCUAUUCAUACAACCUCCACAAUCACUCGGGCUACCAUACAGGCCACAUUCAGCCUGACAAGGCCGCUCACUUCCCGUCGCAUCAGCAGUACGCAUAUCCGGCUUCGUCGUCUGCCUUCAAUACCCACUCGACCAGCUUUGCUCCUCCCCUCGACGCAACAGCAGCAGCGCAUCUGUCCCGCGAAACAGCCUUUUUGCAACCCAACUCGGCCUCUACCUCUCAUCUUCUACCAGCACAGUGGAAUCAACAGCAGCCACUACCACCCUCUUUGCUCGGAACUUCUUUCCACUCGCACUCGCACUCGCACUCGCCCUCGCCUCAGCCUGAGGCAAAAGCUUACCAAAGUCAUCCUAGCUCGUCCCGCGACCAGUACUACCAGCACCAGCAAAGCUCGUUCGUAGCCUCGUCUCAGACGCCGCCAGCAGCGCAAUUCCUUGUCAGGGCUGGAGCCGACCUCGAGUCCCCUUCGAAUCCCUCGUUUUCCAACAUCGACUCGACAAGCCUUUCGCCUCAGAAACCCGCCUUGCGCAUCAAGCUUAGACGUACCUUCAAAUCGCAAGACGCCAGCCCCAUUGGCCAGCAAGCCCAAGCUCAGCUCCAGAUCGAUUCACCACCAAUCAACAACAUGCCAGUCGGACGGCCCACCAGGAAUGCUGCCACUGCGGCUUCUGCCAGCAUCCACAACUCCUUUUCCGAUAGUCCUGGCCAUCGUUCUGUCCGCACCCGCCAGAUCAAGCAGCAACCCGGCAGCGACGAAGAAUUCGAAGAAGUAAGUCAAUCACGACAGAUUGCCCAUCGUAAAGUGCACCAUGCCAACGAUGAGGACAGCUACGACAACCAUGAUCAUGACGACGAUGAGCGAAAAGAAGCACAACACAGUGAAACUCGUGACAGAAGCCACCAAAAUCAGGAGCAGUCCAGAGCAGUGUGGCCGCGUAGGACCCCGCGCAUCUCAUCUCUGCCGCUGUCAACACUGCAGUCGCAGCCACAGACGAGGCAGACGAGGAGACAGACAAUUUCGCUCAAGUGUGGAAAGGCAGCAAAGCAAAAGGCUUUAUCUCGCAGCAAUGGCAGCAGAACUAGCAGCAGCAGCAGCAGCAGCAGCGGUGGCCUCACUCUGAACCUACAGUCUCAAAGAGUUGCACCUAAAAGCCCACCACAUCCUGUGCGUCGCAGUUCCAGACUAUCUCGAGAUUUGCUGCCCCCUUCGAACCAGCAUGUUGCACUUCCGCCGACACUGUCGCAGAACAGAGCGCGAUCCUUUGAAGUUAUAGACGAGAAGCUGAGACAGCAACUGAAUGCUAGCGAGCAAGAUGACGAGGACGAGGACAUUCAGCCCGACGCUGACGAAGACGCACAGGGUGAACAAGACAUUCACGCCAAGCAACAAGACCACGAGGAAGAACAAGAACCCGUCAUUUCCACCAGUCGCUCUGGUCGAAUCCGUCGGACCAAAGUCACGAGCAUGGCCGAGUCCGAAGCGUCGGAUGCUGAAGACGAUGAAGACGAGGAAGAAGUCGGACCACGCCGCUCCUCCCGACGUCUCAAAUCCAACGCACUCGAUGGUUUUGUUGCGGCUGACGACGAGGAAGAGGAAGACGACGAGGGCGAGUACGGAGCAAGACGCACAACGCGCUCCUCUGGUCGAUUACAACGCGGCGGCGCUUCCUCAAACAGUCGCCUUGUUGAAAUGGCUGCCAAAAAGCGUGCUGCGAAUGGCCGCGGUCGAUCCCAAAAGCGCAAGCCUCACGACGACGAGUACGAGAUGGAAGGCGACGAGACUCCAGAAGAGGAGCACAUCUCUGGAGCUGAGGACGAUCCGCUCGACAUCCACAGCGACGAGCCUGAGGGCAGCCAGGGCAAAUCAUACUCCCUCCGUCAGCGCAAGAAGGUCAACUAUUCGCUCGUGCCGCCUCCAGCCUCUCCGCCAAGGGAUGGCUUUGGUCGUGCCAUACGCAACAAUCGCGGUCGCAGCGCCAACGGAGCCUAUGAUCUCGACCCUGCCGUUAGCGGAGCUGCUCCUGGAGGUCCAGGCGUCGGCCUGCCCAUGCCGUUCCCAGGACGCGGAAAAAAGGGCAAGGAGGGCUGGGAUGCCUUGCCAUCCUCCAUGACAGGCAAGGACUACGCACGUAUCUUUGGCGACCCCGUCGAUAGUUCCGAUGACGAGCUGCAAAACAAUGCGCUGCGCAAACCAGGCGCACCUACUGCCCUCGGCGGCGGCGCUGCUGGCGGUCUGUUGGGAGCCGGUGGCGCUGCAGGUGGAGGUGGGCCCCCAGGAGGCUUGACUGGCUCCGGUGGCACCGACAGCUUUGGCCGAAUCAAGAAGAGCGGCGAUCCCCUGGCCGAUGUUGACCCUCUCGGCGUCGACAUGAACAUCGACUUUGACAGUGUCGGUGGUCUCGACGGCCACAUCCAACAACUCAAGGAGAUGGUCAUGUUGCCCUUGCUCUACCCAGAAGUCUUCCAACGCUUCAAAGUGACACCACCACGCGGAGUGCUCUUCCACGGUCCACCAGGUACCGGUAAGACGCUCGUUGCGCGUGCUCUAGCUGCUAGCUGCAGCACCGAGGGGCAGCAGGUUAGCUUCUUUAUGCGUAAGGGUGCCGACUGUCUCUCCAAAUGGGUUGGCGAGGCCGAAAGGCAGCUGCGUCUCUUGUUUGAGGAAGCGAGAAACUCGCAGCCCAGCAUCAUCUUUUUCGAUGAAAUCGAUGGCCUCGCCCCCGUUCGGUCGAGCAAGCAGGACCAGAUUCAUGCCAGUAUCGUCAGCACCAUGCUCGCCCUCAUGGACGGUAUGGACGGUCGAGGUCAGGUCGUCGUCAUCGGCGCCACCAACCGACCCGAUAGCGUCGAUCCAGCGCUGCGUCGACCUGGUCGAUUUGAUCGAGAGUUCUACUUCCCGCUGCCUUCGCUCGAGGCGCGAAAGAGCAUCAUCAACAUCCACACGAGGAAAUGGGAGCCACCGCUCGAAGAUGACUUCAAGGCGCGCCUCGCCGAAGUGACCAAAGGAUACGGGGGUGCCGAUCUGCGGGCGCUCUGUACCGAGGCUGCGCUCAAUGCCAUCCAGAGACGCUAUCCGCAGAUCUACUCGACCACGGAUCGCUUGCUGCUCGAUCCCGCCUCGAUUCAGGUGGAUGCCAAGGACUUUAUGAUGUCAGUCAACAAGAUUGUCCCUUCGUCGGCGAGAGCGAGCGCAUCGGCGGCUGCUCCUCUGCCGGAGCGCCUGAUACCGCUGCUCGGAGAUGUGGUGCAGGAUGCCAUCAGCGUGCUCGACAGGAUCCUACCACCCGUGUCGAAGCGAAAUCCGCUGGAGGAGGCGCUUUGGGAGGACGACACGUUUGCACCCAAGGGUCUGACUUCUGGUCUCUCGGCAGCUGACAAGCUUGCAGGAGACCGGGGCUUUGGUCGCGAAAUGCUCUUGCAGUCGUUCGAGGCGCAGCGUGUCUAUCGCCCACGCAUGCUUGUUCAUGGUGACGUUGGCAUGGGCCAGAGUGCCGUCGGUGCUGCUCUGUUGCAGCAUCUCGAAGGCUACCAUGUCCAAUCGCUCGACAUCGGUACGCUGCUUGGCGACAGCGCUCGUACACCCGAAGCGGCUAUUAUCCAACUGUUUGUAGAGGCGAAGCGACACAAGCCGAGCGUGUUAUACAUUCCUGGUAUUGUCCACUGGUCGCGCUCUGUCUCAGACAGCGUCAAAACCACGUUUAAAGCGCUCCUCGAUGGUUUGACGGAUGCAGACCCAGUGAUGCUUCUGGGCAUUGCCGAAGCACCUUUGGACGAGCUUGAUGACGAAGUUCACUCGUGGUUCAAUUUCUUAGACGAUGAUUUGGUCGAGAUCUCACGACCAGACGACGAGAGCCGACGCGUGUUCUUCCAAGAGAUCUUCGACCAUAUCAUUCGGCCACCCACCGAAUUUCCCGAUGCUCUUCCGCGACGCAAAAGGGUGCUUGAAGAGCUGCCAAAGGCACCGCCUCGCCCACCGCGCAAGCUCACGCAAGCCGAAUUGCAGCAACAGGUGGAGAACGACAAUAAGCUGCUUGAGCAUCUCAAGUACCGCUUGGGUCCCGUUCUUGCCGAGUUGAGAAAGAAGUUCAAAAAGUUCACUCGCGAUGUUUGGGAUGAAUACAACCUUCGGGAGCUCACGCAGGCAUUUGAGUGGAAGCGCGAGAAGGGCAAAAUCACCGUCGAGCUGCGAUACUACGAGCCCGGAGCUGCGGCUCGAAUGGCGGCCGAGGCGGCAGCCAACGACGAGGCGGAGGAUCGCGCGAUGCUCGAGACCGAGGCGGAUAGAGCGGCAAAACGUGGCAUCACCGCAGCUCAGUUCAUGAACCCUUCUGCGAAUACCAUUACCGAGGUCGGUGCGGAGCAGACUGACGAGAGUGCAUUUGCUGGAGAGAGGGUGGCGGCCAACGGUGCGGUUUUCAACAGUACAGCCAAUGGCGUUUCGGAGACUGCUGGUGAUGGUUAUGGCACAGCCGACGGUGGUGUUCCGCCUCCGUCCUCCCAGGCGGUUGGCGUUGCCGCUGGCGAUGCUUUUACCAUGACUCCCGCCACUGCUGCUGCUGCUGCCGAUGCCUCUUCUGCGUCUGGCGUCGCCGACACCUCGAUCGCUUCUGCGUCCGCCGCUGUAAACGGCAACGGCAACGGCAACGGCAACGGUGAUGGUGUCAACGAAGACGCAGACUACCGCACGCGCACGAUGCCCAUCUGGACGACCAACCUGGAAAAAAUGCAAAAGCGACUGUACUAUAACGGCUAUCUCUCGUGCUCGGCAUUCAUGGACGACAUCCAGAAGAUCGUCGAGAAUGCAGAGGAAGCGGCUGAGGUGGAUCAAGAUCGGGUGUUCCGAGCGCACCAGAUGCGCAAUUUGGCGAUUGUGUUGAUGGACCAGUACAUCGACGCAGGGUUCCGAGAAGAGUGCGAUCGCAUGGCGUUGCGACAGAUGGCGAGGGAACAAGAGGCGCGUGAUGCGACGGAGAAGGCGAAACAGAGCGCAGAGGAGGCAGCGGCCAAGAAGGCGGAAGGGGUCAAAGGCGAGAGGGCAAGUGCUCGGAUUGCGGGUAAGCAGCCCGAGGUGGCAGGGGAGCUGGAGAAGGAGAACGGCGACAGGCUGAAUAACAAGAGGCAGAGGAGCGUGAGUGGACAGGCUGCGGCGACUGAGGCUAAACAAGCUCUAGAGGCGACGGAUGCGGUAAUGGCAGAUUCAGGCGCAGACGAGGAGGAGGCGAGGAAACGCGCACGUAUUUCAUCGCCAUCGAAUGUCGACAUGGACGGCGCUGACGCUGGCGCUGGCAACGACACGGCCACAUGUGGAGAGGCAGCUUCUGUGGUCCCUGCUGUUGGCACGAUUGAAGCUGGAUCAGAGCGCGAGCCGGCCGAGCCACAGGCCGACCACCCACCGCUUGUCUACACACCUGCGGCGUACGAGGAGCUGAAAAAGCACAUGAUCACAUCCUCGGCGCACUACAACAUUGACCAGCUCUCGCGGCUGCGCGCCGCAUGCUUCAACGCCAUCUGGUCGCACCGCAGCGACUGGCACCGAGACGCUCUCAUCGCGCGACUCAUCCAGAUCUCCAACAAGUCCGAGCUCGCCGUCCGCAGAGAAUCACACCCCAAACCGACCCUGUAA